AUGGGCUUCUCUCGGCCUUCUCACGCGAAGAACGCUUGUGUGCUCGCCGGGGUGUCUUCGUCUUCGUCUUCGAGAACACUGACGAGAUCAUCAUCGAGUACUACCAACAUAGGACUCACGCGAACGGAAAGACGGCAGAACACGACGAGGGCGAUGUCCUCUUCGCACGCUUCUUCGUCGUCGUCGUCUGAAUCGUUUCGUUUCCUACCUGCACGACGUACCCAGAUUGGGGGAGUGUGCGUGAGUCAUCAUCAUCAUCGUCUGCGUCGUUUCCGGUUUGUUUUAGGCGCGGAAGACUUUGUCGACGACGGGAGAAAAGGAAGGAACGCAUCGUUGGAUUUGAGAGCAACGCGUUGCCAUCUCCUGGGAACGUUUAGGACGCGCGCGAUACGCGAUUCCUCCUCUUCCGGUGGUGGUAGUACAGAAGAAGGAGAUGAGAAGAAGAGAAAAACGAGUGAAAAUAGCAACGACGAAAGUCCACGAGGAGGAAGAAGAAAACCGUACGCAGAGGAAAAGAAGGAGGUCAGCGCGAGAAGGUACGUGCAGCGACGAGUAGAAUCGAGCGGGGCGUACGGGGAUAUUUCGAACGAGCGAUUGCCGCGGAAAAUUUCGCCAUCAUCGUCGUCGUCGUCGUCCACUCGGCAGAAAAGCUCGAGUCAACCACCGCCGAAUAAAAAAAUCGCGGACACUCGUGACGAAAUAAAGGAGAAAAGAAGAAAAACUGGCAGACUGAAUAACAAAAAAGAAACGAGAAAAUCUAUAAUAGAUAAAAACGAAAAGCUAAAACUGAAACCAAACGUGAAAGCGUUGCUGAAUUUCAUCAACGGUAACGUUCACAAAUUUAGCGUGGUGAACUGCGCGACGGCUGCUCACAAAUGUGGGACUUUUGUUCGCGAUAGCAAAUAUCUUCGAAAAUCUAGCGACAAAAAACCGAUUUCGUUAACAGAAGUAAAUCCAAACUCGAGAAGUUUAGUGGAGAAAGGUGGCGACGAAGGCGAGGACGAGUUUGCAACGAACGAAACCCUCAUCCGCACGUGCCAGAACAUUUUGGCGAACAAACACUUUCAAAAGUUGAUUCGGCGUAUUGAAGAGUUGCUACCGAGAUCGAACGAUCCAAACGACUUGAGAGAACUUGCACUCGAGUACGGAACGCCUUCGAGCCGCGAAUACUCGAAUCUACUUUGGGGGCUAGCGCACUGCGGCGUGCAAACUCGGUUGCAGGCAAACGAAUUUACCACACUUUUGUUGCGACAGUACAUAAACUGCGCAAAAGAGAACAAUUACGCGAAAUUUGCCGCACAAAACGUUUCGAACGUGCUUUGGGCAUUCACGAUCAUGAGCCCUUCGGGUAAAUACGAAGAUGCUGUCGACGAUGAAAAGGUGCUUUAUUUUGAACGCGAUGAUCAUAACGUGGAAGACUUGUUUUCGGGUAUUCCUCCGGAGCAAGUUCCGCAGAGUAUCAGAGCUGAGUUUUUGGAUGCCAUCGAAAGAUUGAACUUGAACGUCAUGGAAGGCUACGUUCCCCAAGGUGUCGCCAACUGUCUGUGGUCGUACGGCACACUUGGUUAUAAGCUUCGGCCGGAAACUGAAGCAGCGUUUAGAAAAGGUAUAGCGAUGCAUUUAGGGCAACCUCGCACGACUUCAGCGUAUGGUUUUGGUGCUGGAAACUUUAAGACGCAAGAAACUUCCAAUAUUUUGUGGGCGUGUGCGCAACUCAGAUUUGACAUGGGAAAAGAUCUUGCGAGCAUGUUCCUUCACAGCAUGACAGAGAACCUAUUCAACGAUCCAAGAGUGUGGUCGGUUCAGUCGCUCACGAAUAUACUCUGGGCUCUCGCAACGUUAAGAGAGCAAGGCCUCGGUGAAGUUUACACACUACCGCACGGUUUACUCAAGCGAAUCGAAGAUAUGAUCGAACCAAAAAUUGAGACGAUGUUUAUUCAAGGCAUUUCAAAUACUCUUUGGGCCUACGCUUGCUUGGAAUACGAACCAGACCACGAGUUUUUACGACGAAUGACUAGCAGAUGGGACGAUGAUUUACAUAACCGCUCGACGGUGGAAAAUUGCAACGCAUUCUGGGCGUACACAAAGUUUAGAAAUUUUCGACCGAGUCAGAAAUUUGUGGAUUAUCUCGCGGGACUACAAACGCGAUGUACUAUGGUAAAAGAAAAGUGGAACGCAGACGAUACAUCCGAGUCCACGAAAUUCAAAAAUGAAUACACAGAGGAUACGCUUACGAUCAUGGUAUUCGUGAAUACAUUCUACGGAAUGGCGGAAAUUGGUGCCUAUCCGAACGACAAAGGAAGGUACUUCGAACACGUGUUGAGCGAAAUGACCGAAUGGCUUAAAGUGACGUACGAUCCACACCAGAAGAAUAAAAAUUGCACGCAACCAAUUGUCAAUUACAUGCGAAGCUUGGCGCUCUUAACGUAUUUACCAAACGAUGAUUUCGUGGAAAUAAUGAGUAAAAGAGCAAAAAUGGAAGCCGAAAAUGACCAAUUUACAGUCCAGGGGAUCUCGCAAAUGUUAUGGUCGUGGUCGAUUUUAGGUUUAAAUAUUCCGCAAGACGUGGUGUAUGCACUCAUGCAAGCGAUGAUACGGCAGAUGGAUCAAGCCACCACCCAAUCGUUAACGACUUGUAUUUGGGCAGUUGCAAAUAUGGGAUUUAUCGAGGAAAAAGAUAUCUUUGAUGUGUUUCGUAAAAAGAUAGCGACGAUUGACAUUGAACAGUUUAACAAAUAUUCCGAUAAGGAUCAUCCUUAUCGUUUCGUGACGGGAGGAGGGAGCAAGGGGGAAAUGUCCUUAAAUCAAAUUUAUCAGGCUCAUUUUGCGUACGAGAUCCUUUCCCCGUUCGGGAAAUUAAUAUACCCGGAGUUGGAAAGCGAGGCGAAGAAGAGUUGGAUGGAAGUCACGAGAACGUGCGUGACGAUUUCUGGGUUUCAUCAAGAAGUCUCUUCGACACUGUCGGAAAUGGGUGUCCCUCACGAGCUCGAAUUCCUCACCGAAGGUGGCUUGUAUUCGUUAGAUAUUGCGUUGAAAGGUCGUAAAAUUUGUAUCGAAGCCGAUGGGCCGACCCAUUACUCGAUAAACCGUCCAACUGUUCGGAUCGGUGGCGAUAACUUGAGAGAGGCUAUCUUGACAAAGCAAGGAUGGACGGUCAUUCAAAUACCGUGGUUCACUUGGCAGGCGGCACCAGAAAGAGACAGACGCGAGUACAUAGCGAAUCUUCUCUACGAGCACGCUGGUUUAACCAUGAAGCAGUUGACUGCUGGAGCGCGAGAACAAGCGUCUCUGAGAGAUUUGGGAGCGGACGUUUUCAUGUCGGAACUCAACACCCCUGACACAAAGCCGUCGUCAACUACGUUCAGCCCGUAUGGUAUGGAUUUCGAGAAACCUUCUUCUUCUUCUUCUUCUUCUCCUUCUUCUUCUUCUCCUUCAUCUUUCUCGCGUUCUUUGGCGUCUUCGGCUCCGGAACGGAAGAAAAGUGAUCCAACAGGCGCGCUUCGUGCGACGACGAGUGGUCGUAUCAAGAAACCGUCUACUUCUUCCUCCUCCCCCUCCUCUUCCUCCUCCUCCUCUCGAGUGAUACAACCAGUCGCUCCAGGUACUCGCCGAGUGUCUGCAAAGUCCCCUCGAAGAGUCGCAUCAUCAGUGACAAAGAAUGCGUCAUCCCUUUCCGAUGCAGAAUCUAAACGCUUAGCCGAAAAGUUGGGCUCUCGAAAAGUCGAAGCGCCAACCGACGAGGGCGGUUCUCCCAAGGCUCGAAAAGUCGUCAAGCGCGUAAAAAGAGUCGUUCCGUCCAAGGAGAACGACGCAGUAGCAGCAGCAGACGCGACGAAGAUGAAAAAGAUGAAAAAGAGCGAAGCGAUCGAGGAGGAAGAGAAAGAGUAA
Molecule: messenger RNA, 3888 nt
Organism: Bathycoccus prasinos
Lineage: Eukaryota; Viridiplantae; Chlorophyta; Mamiellophyceae; Mamiellales; Bathycoccaceae
Exons: 1
Coding region: 1-3888 (1295 amino acids)
Biological process (GO): regulation of mitochondrial mRNA stability; mitochondrial RNA processing
Cellular component (GO): mitochondrial matrix; ribonucleoprotein granule
Molecular function (GO): RNA binding
Source: RefSeq, a predicted model, not a curated record